UUUGCUUUCCCAAACUCAAAACUUACCGUUCGCUAACGUCUUAUCCUACCCCCAAAACAAACUCUCCUUCUUUCUUUCACUUCUUUUAUGCCUUGAGAUCUUUUUCAAUUCAGGGAAGUUAGAUUAGAGAUUAUGGCGGCAUUGGCACCUGGGAUUUUGCUGAAAUUACUCAAUGGGAUGAACACUGGGGUGAAGCCAACUAGUGAACAUAGGAGUUCGCUUUUGCAGGUCACUGAUAUUGUGCCGGCUGAUCUUGAUGAGAAGAACCUUUGGCCUAAACAUGGCUUUUACAUCAAGGUCUCCGAUUCUUCGCAUUCCAUUUACGUUAGUCUUCCUUCAGACCAAGAUGAUUUUGUUCUUAGCAACAAAAUGCAACUUGGGCAGUUCAUUUAUGUUGAUAGAUUGGAGCCUGGCUCUCCUGUUCCUGUUGUUAAAGGUGCAAAGCCCCUCCCUGGAAGGCAUCCUUUAGUUGGGACACCCGAGCCUUUAAUGGGUUUAAGAAGAAAAGGGGAGAAAAGUGAGCAAAAACAAGAGUCUAAGCUACAUAGAAGAGGUUCUUGGGGCAAGGGUGUUAAUGGGACUGAUGAGAUCUCUUCUCCUUUAGUUUUAAAGCCGGUACCUUUAGAUUUUGAUCAAUGUACUCCGGUGAAAGAGCGGUCUAAUCUGGUGAGAACUCCGAUGAUGUCUCCGAUGAUAAGAAGGGUAGGGAAAGAUGGAAAUGUUAGUGGUGGUAUAAGGUGCUCUUUUGGUGGGGGAUUGUUGGCAAAAAUGAUGGAUACAAAAGGAGAAAGUCCAGCUUUGCUUAGAAAAAGCUGUGCUGCACCUUCCUCGGCUUCAAAGUUUCCAAGGAGCAAAAGUGUCAUCGACCGGGAGCCUAGAAUCCCAAACAGUCCUCUCAUCUCAGCUCCAUUGCAGGAAAAGAAAAGUUCAACACCACCACCAAGUUUAAAGCGUGGAAGGGUGGCGGCUGCCCAACAACCAGAAUCUCAGCUUGAUAAUAACUCAGCCAUCGAUAACAGCAAAAGUCCAACCAUGAAUUUGCCUGGGAAACUUGGCAUUCUGGGCAAGGAAGCUGUUCAGCAACGACAAACAGCUCAGAAGAUUGCUCUUCAAGCACUAAGAGAUGUCACUGCCACAGAGAAUCUAGUUCGCUCUCUCAAGAUGUUUUCCAACUUAAGCAAAUCAGCAAAACCAGAUGCUCCAGCAGCAUGCUUCGAUCAGUUUCUGGAAUUUCACGCCCAAAUUGUGCAGGCCUUGAGCGAUAUAGCCUCCGUUCAAGCAGCUACUGGAAUGUCACAAACCACAAAAACUGAAAAAAAGGAUAAAAAUGCUGAAGAUGAGCCAGCAAUCUUGAACGAAAUUGGGCAGAAUUCAAUGGAGCAAAGCAAAAGGCGAACUGCAUUGUACAAGUCAAUUGCAGGGUUUCCGGAGAGAAGUGAACAAAAGAGGCUCCUGAGAUCAAAUUCCAACCCCAAAGUAUCAUCGAAGCUGCCGACUGAAUCAUGUGGCGGUGAGAACGAUGAAAAUAAACCGGUAUCGAGUAGCUUAAGCAACACGAUAAAACUGGGGAAGCAAAUAGAAGCAGAAGCAGGGAGCUGGUUCAUGAACUUCCUAGAAAAAGCAGUGGAGAAUGGUAUGAAGAAAGGGGAAGGGGAGGGGAAGAAAGUUCCACAGUCACUGGUAUUAAAGGUAAUUAAUUGGGUAGAGGUGGAGCAGUGUGAUGCCAACAAGCGACCGGUUCAUCCAAAAGCAGCACAAAUAGCUAGGAAGCUAAGGAUUAAGAUGAAAAACCCUUGAGUUAAUUACACAAUCUGUGUUUUUGUAAGCAGAUAUUAAAGUGCAUUAUUUUUUGUUGGAUUGUUUUGGUUUCCAAUCACUUUCGAAGGUUGUCUAUCUCUCACAUCAUCAUGUAUUCGAUUGUUUUCACCCAUAAGUAUAACAAUAUUGAAAGUGAUAACCUUUUCAUUUCUAUUUCCUUAAUAAA
Molecule: messenger RNA, 1984 nt
Organism: Gossypium arboreum
Lineage: Eukaryota; Viridiplantae; Streptophyta; Magnoliopsida; Malvales; Malvaceae
Exons: 4
Coding region: 133-1797 (554 amino acids)
Source: RefSeq, a predicted model, not a curated record